GCGGUCAUUGGGCGGCGUGAUAGCGCCGCGGUCCCGCGGCCCUGCAGCCGCUGCCGCCGCUGCUAGCAGAGCGCACCCGCCCGGCCGGGCCAGUGGCCAUGGCGGGCACCGAGGAUUGGCCGGGCCAGCAGCCGGAGCUGGACGAGGACGAAGCAACGUAUUGCCGGCGCUGGGGCGCGCAGCACGCCGGGGCCCGCGAGCUGGCCGCGCUUUACUCGCCAGGCAAACGCUUCCAGGAGUGGUGCUGCGUGGUGCUGUGCUUCAGCCUCGUGGCCUACAACUUGGUCCACCUCCUGCUGCUGGCCCGCUGGGAGCACACGCCCCUCGUAAUGCUGGGUGUCGUUGCAGGGGCUCUACUUGCUGACUUCUUGUCUGGCCUGGUGCACUGGGGAGCCGACACGUGGGGUUCCGUGGAGCUGCCCAUCGUGGGGAAGGCUUUCAUCCGGCCCUUCCGGGAGCACCACAUUGACCCGACGGCCAUUACACGUCAUGACUUCAUCGAGACCAACGGCGAUAACUGCCUGGUGACACUGCUGCCACUGUUGAACAUGGCCUACACGUUCCGCACCCAGAGCCCCGAAGCCCUGGAGCAGCUGUACCCCUGGGAAUGCUUCCUCUUCUGCCUGAUCAUCUUCUGCACCUUCACUAACCAGAUCCACAAGUGGUCACACACGUACUUUGGGCUGCCACGCUGGGUCACCCUACUGCAGGACUGGCAUGUCAUCCUGCCACGUAAGCACCACCGCAUCCACCACGUCUCUCCCCACGAGACCUACUUCUGCAUCACCACAGGCUGGCUCAACUACCCUCUGGAGAAGAUGGGCUUCUGGCGACGUCUGGAGGACCUCAUCCAGGGCCUGACGGGUGAGAAGCCUCGGGCAGACGACAUGAAAUGGGCCCAGAAGAUCAAGUAACUCCUCCAGCCCGCCGCCUUGUUGCCAACCUUCCCCAGCCUCCCCAGACCGAAGCCAUCUGCCAAAUUCCAGCCUUCCUCGCGCUGGCCCCUCCAGGUGGAGAGGAUGCCUCCUGGGCUGGGCCUGGGCACCCCCAGCCCACCCUCUGUGACACAGAAUACUUGAGCCACUGAUUUUUAAUUUCCUUUUUCCCCCGUUUUCUUUCUUUGGCCCCUCCCUAGCUACCUGAGCUGCUCUGUCUGCCAAGCCUGACUCUGCAGAAAAAGGAGCCCCUUGGGUAGAGGAGAAGCUCACCCCCACUCCCUACACUGCAGCCUCCCCCAGCCCCACUGGGCAGCCCCUCAGCAUGGUUGGCGUUGGGGUGACUGAGUUGUCUUAUUUGUCCCUCUUUGUCUGCCUGCCGUGGUCCAGGAGCCCCCAGGCACACCUAAGUGUCCCUGGAGCAUUGCCCUGUCAUAGCUCUGCAGACGGACCCCAGAGGCCUUGGUGGACAGCCCUGGCCUGGCCUGUCCACUCGGAUGGCACAGUGCAGCGAGGGUCUGAGGGCAGGCAGCCAGAAGAAGCCAGAAUCCCCUACCCAAGUCUGGACUGUUCAGUCGGGACAUGGUCCCAGCCAGAGCGGAUGUUUCUAAGUGAAUGAAGGAUGACUUCACAGGGCGCAGCCCCUGCAGUGGGUCUUAAAUCACUUGUAAUGGGACACAGUGCUCUCUCUGGCCGGGGGUAUGUCAGAGAAGGAAGAAUGGGGCUUUUCUCAUUUUGGUUUGUUUUUUUUUUUAAAGGUGCUUGCUUGUUUAAUGUAAAUAAUAGAAAGCCUUAAUAUCUUUUCUGUAACACGGAGUAAUAUUUUAAUGUCAUGUUUUGGAUGUACAUAAUAUAUUUAUAACAAAGCAGCAAGAGUCUACUUAACCUCGGCAGCCUCAUGUUUCCUGGUUGGCUGGGGAAGGCGGGGGAAGGAGUCUGAAGGGUGAGGUGCCACCCUGGCCUGUUCCCAGCUUCCCCGGCAACCCUGGGCUCAGGAUGGAGGCCUCGUCACCCGAGACAGUUAGUGAAUGGUGAUACCUGCCCCAAACACUUGGAGGGGAUCGUGAUUUGGUAAGGAAUGAUCCUUUUGCAAGAGAUCACGGUGAUAGAGUAAUGAAGGCAGAUCCCUACUAGUGAAUUCCUUCAGCAAAUGUGUAUUGGCAACUAGUGUGUACCAGGCUCUGACCUGGACCCUGGGGCACAGCACUGAGCAAACCAAACAAGGGUUUACCCCAGCGGAGACGACCCUGGGGGAAGGGACAAUAAACAUAAAUACAUGUAUACAGGCAUUCA
Artibeus jamaicensis (Jamaican fruit-eating bat) is the source of this 2228-nucleotide messenger RNA. It is a transcript of the gene PEDS1, whose product is annotated as plasmanylethanolamine desaturase 1. The transcript is spliced from 6 exons. The record is from RefSeq and is a predicted model, not a curated record. Gene Ontology annotation, cellular component: endoplasmic reticulum membrane. Gene Ontology annotation, molecular function: plasmanylethanolamine desaturase activity. Lineage: Eukaryota; Metazoa; Chordata; Mammalia; Chiroptera; Phyllostomidae. Gene Ontology annotation, biological process: ether lipid biosynthetic process. The coding region runs from base 99 to 914 and encodes 271 amino acids.